Molecule: messenger RNA, 1098 nt
Organism: Pediculus humanus corporis (human body louse)
Lineage: Eukaryota; Metazoa; Arthropoda; Insecta; Psocodea; Pediculidae
Product: sumo ligase, putative
Exons: 5
Biological process (GO): regulation of transcription by RNA polymerase II; protein sumoylation
Molecular function (GO): SUMO ligase activity; zinc ion binding; transcription coregulator activity
Source: RefSeq, a predicted model, not a curated record
AUGAUCCUGAGUUUUCGAGUUAGUGAACUUCACAUGCUUUUGGGUUUUGCUGGCAGAGAUAAAAGUGGACGCAAAUCAGAACUUCAAAACAGAGCAAUUGAAUUACUUCAGUUAGGAUCUUAUCCAGUUAUAUUGAAAAUAAAAAAUCUUUAUAAAUAUAUGCAAGAAAGCUUUCAAGGUGCAAAAAAUAAUUCAGAGGUUAGUGUUUUGCCUAGCCCACUUCCUGAAGAAAGAAUAAUUGACAGAGGAGAAAAAGAUACAACAGAGAAAACAACAAUGCAACAACCACAUGGUAGAGGCUAUCCAACUCCAAGUUGUCUAGGCCAACCACAAAUUAGUGUGGGAAGUUAUGAAAGGCCAAUUUAUCCAUCAGGUGUUUAUCAUCAUCAGUAUCCAACUACACAAGCCAAACAAAAUAGUCCUAUUCACCCUUCUCAUUUCCCUGUACAUCCUGAUGUCAAGUUAAAAAAGCUUCCCUUUUAUGAGGUUUCAGCAGAAUUGAUAAAACCAUCCAGUUUAGUUCCUUUAGGAUCUCAAAGACAACAAGACAAUACCUUUGUUUUUCAUUUAACUCCUCAACAAGCAGCAGCGAUUGGAAUGUCAAGAGAUAUGAGACCUGGAAGUAAAGUUGAAUACACGGUACAGGUACAACUUAGAUUUUGCCUUUUAGAAACGACAAGCGAACAAGAAGAUUGUUUUCCUCCCGGAGUAAUUGUCAAAGUUAACAAUAAAUUAUGCCAGUUACCGAAUCCUAUUCCAACAAAUAAACCUGGGGUGGAGCCCAAACGACCGCCUAGACCAGUAAAUAUCACACCUUUAGUGAAAAUUAGUCCAACCGUCGGAAAUUCAAUUUAUGUACAAUGGUCAACGGAUUAUACUAGAGGAUACGUGGUAGCAGUUUAUUUGGUGCAUAAAAAGACUUCGGAAGAUUUAUUAAAUAGAUUAAAAGCAAAAGGAGUUCGUGGUGCAGAUUACACAAGAGGAAUGAUUAAAGACAAAUUAAAUGAAGACGCAGAUAGUGAAAUAGCAACGACUUCUUUGCGUGUUUCUCUUGUAUGUCCUCUUGGAAAAAUGAGAAUGAUGACUCCAUGCAGAGCU